CGCGUAGCCGGGCCGCCUCACUCCCCCUCGGCGAUGGCGGCCGCAAUGGCGGCCUCGCAACGGGAUCCUGCAGGCGACUGGCAGGACUUUUCGGGCUUCCAGCCCGCCGGGGAGGGAAGCGGGGCCCCGGAAACCUCGCCGGCUCGGGAGGAGGGCUCCUGGGGCGACGGAGGCAAGGGCUUGGCGGCUAAGCUGCCGCUCUGCUUCCAGCCGCCUCAGCCGACCGCGCCGACGCCUCCAGGGAGCGGAGAAGGAGAAGCCCGGCUCCCGCUGCCGCCGCCCCUCAGCGAGCAGAGCGCCCUGCAGGAAGACGAGAUUUGGAACGCUCUGACUGACAAUUAUGGCAAUGUCUUGCCAGUUGACUGGAAAUCUUCCCAUACCAGAACACUCCACUUGCCAACACUGAAUCUUUCUGAAAAGGGGGUUAAUGAAAAUUUGAACCUUGAUUUAUCAGAUGAUGAAGAACUAAGAGAACAGCUAGAUAUGCAUUCUAUCAUAGUUUCCUGUAUUAAUGAAGAACCUCUUUUCACAGCUGAACAGGUGAUUGAAGAAAUAGAGGAAAUGAUGCAGGAAUCUCCAGAUCCAGAUGAUGAUGAAACACCAACCCAGUCAGACCGCCUCUCCUUACUGUCCCAGGAAAUUCAAACACUCAAGAGAUCCAGUACAAAUCACAAUUAUGAAGAGAGGGUGAAAAAAUUAUCUGUGACUGAAUUAAACGAUCUUCUAGAAGAGAUUGAGACAGCCAUAAAACACUACUCUGAGGAGCUUGUACAGCAGUUGGCACUACGAGAUGAGCUGGAAUUUGAGAAGGAAGUGAAGAACAGCUUCAUAUCUGUUCUUAUUGAAGUGCAAAACAAACAAAGAGAACAAAAAGAAAUAGCCAAGAAGAAAAAGAAAUUGAAAAACGGCAGCCCUCAAAAUGGCAAGCAGGAGAAAGGUCAUAUGCCUGGAACACGCUUCAGCAUGGAAGGAAUCUCAAAUGUCAUUCAGAAUGGCUUCCGUCAAACAUUUGGAAACUCAGGUGGAGAAAAACAGUAUCUGACAACAGUUAUUCCAUAUGAGAGGAAAAGUGGACCUCCAUCUGUUGAAGAUCUGCAGACGUUAACAAAAAUUCUUCAUGCCAUGAAAGAAGACAGCGAGAAAGUGCCAAGUUUAUUAACAGACUACAUCUUGAAGGCAUUGGUUUGAAAGCUGGAUUGCUCUGAGUUCUGUGCCCAACAUGAAGAAAGCUGUGAAGAACAGGCCUACUAAUUCCUGUGAAAAGAUGUUUUCCAGAGUUUGUUUGGCACUAUAUUGAAUUCAAAUGUCACAUUCUAAUGUAUUUACUACUUCUGUUGUCUGCUUGGACUUUUAAAUUCUGGAAUAUGUCCUCUGGAGCAUGCAGAGCUCAUCCAUUUUUUUCCACUUCAGUGUGGUGUAUUUGAACAAAAAACAGAUUCUGUACAGUUUUAUUCACCUGCUGUGUUGUUUUCGGCUUUUAAAACACUAUUUUUCACUAUACAGCAUGUAAAAUUAUUCUCCAAACAAUCGGCUUUUAUGGAGAAAAACUAAACUUUAGUGUAAAUAAAAGAAACCUAUUAAAUUUACCUGAAUUUUAAUAAAAAGUAUAAUAGAUUCUGAUAUUAAAUGUGUAAAAUGGAUCAAAAGCUGUGGCUGCACUGCAAAAAAAAUCCAUUGAAGAUUUUCAUUGGAAAUUCUAGAAUGGUGUUAUGAGAACUAGCACUGAUUUUUUAAACAGUAACAGCAGUAUUAUUGUUUACUGAUUCUUGUGAAUUUUUCAGAAUUCUCUAGAAAUUAAAAAAAGGUAAUGUGUGUUGCUUUUCCAUACAGUUUUGUUUGUUUAACAAGAAUGCAUUUUGCUAGGAUGUUUUUUAGUGCAAUCCUGACAGAAAUGAAUGGGAUCAGCGAAAGAGCACAGUGCACUUGCCUUAGCACUGAGGUGGAGAACUGCAGAGAAUUUGAGGGCCACUCCUUACUCCUCAGACCCCUCCCACCCAAAAACCAACCUCUGCGCUUUGAGAAACACAAUUGGAAAUGGCUUCCAGUUUCUGGUUUCAGCCAUUUGAGUUUGUAGCGCAUGGCACUCCUGGAGAUGCCUAAAAAUGACUGUUAUUUUGUAGAGGAUUUUGAGGAUAGUAACCAUUUGGAACUGUGUGCAGUUUCUCCACCCCUGUCUUAGGAGAAUUAUGAAGGAGAAGUUUUAGAACAGGCAUGGGCAAACUUCAGCCCUCCAGGUGUUUUGGACUUCAACUCCCACAAUUCCUAACAGCCAGAGUUGAAGUCCAAAAAACCUGGAGGGCUGAAGUUUGCCCAUGCCUGUUUUAGAAGGUGUGAUCUAAACCGUUGUCUCAUUGCUUCUAUUUUCUGUAUUUUAUUUAAAGGUAAUGUAGCUGGAUAUGUAUCCUUUGCUGCUAUUGUACUUUUUAGUCCAUGUGUUAAAUGUUUGGUCAAAAUAAAUUUUAUAUGUACUAUGUUAAUGAACACUUUUAAAAAAUG
Molecule: messenger RNA, 2496 nt
Organism: Anolis sagrei ordinatus
Lineage: Eukaryota; Metazoa; Chordata; Lepidosauria; Squamata; Anolidae
Gene: FEZ2
Product: fasciculation and elongation protein zeta 2
Cellular component (GO): cytoplasm; axon
Source: RefSeq, a predicted model, not a curated record